GCUCCAUGCCCAGAAGAUGGUGAAACACCUCCAGGAUCCCUAGCCAAAUUAGCCUGUGGAAAACCGCCACCCGACCCCAAGGUGGCAAUUGGCACCACCCUGGCCAUGUAAGAAGGGCCACGAAAACCAAGAACUGAUGCAACCCCUUCUGCCCUCCCCCUCAUGAUCUGCCCAGGCUCACAUAAUCAGCAUUGCUGUCAUAUGACCAUCUAGCCUCUGCUUAAAAACCUCCAAAGAAGGAGAGCCCUCCACCUCCACUGAGGGACCAGUCUGUCAGAAAGUUCUUCCUAAUGUUUAGCUGAAAGCUCUUUUGAUUUAAUUUUAAGCCAUAGGUUCUAGUCCGAGCUUCUGGGGCAAUGGAAAACAAUUCUGCGCCAUCCUCUAUAUUGCAGCCCUUCAAAUACUUGAAGAUGGUUAUCAUAUCACCUCUCAGUUGUCUCCUUUCCAGGCUAAACAUUCUGAGCUCCUUCAACCAGACCCCUCACCAUCUUUGUUGCCCUCCUCUGGACUCGUUCCAGCUUGUCUAUAUCCUUCUUAAAUUGUUGUGCCUAAAACUGAAUACAAUACUCUAGGUGAGGUGUAACCAGAGCAAAAUAGAGCGAUACCAUCAAUACUUGUGAUCUGGACACUAUGCUUCUGUCAAUAAAGCCCAAAACCGCAUUUACCUUUUUAGCUACCACAUCACACUGUCGACUCAUGUUCAGUGUAUGGUCUACUAAGACCCCUAGAUCCUUUUUGCACAUACUACUGCCAAGACAAGUCUCCCCAUCCUAUAAUUAUGUUUUUGAUUUUUCCUUCCUAAAUGCAGAACUUUGCAUUUAUCUCUGUUGAAAUUCAUUUUAUUUGUUUUAGCCCAGUUUUCCAGCCUGUCAAGAUCAUCCUCAAAAUAUUGUUCUCAUUGACCACACACUACUUCAGAGCAGAAGAUGCAGGAGAAAGAUCACUCUGUGUAACUUUCGGCUUCUUUUUCUUUGUUAAAGCAAUGGCAAUUCUGAUAGUCACAGAAAACUAUUUAGAAUUUGGACUUGAAUCAGGCUUCUCAAACUUUUCAGAAAGUGCUGUGCAAUUUUUUGAAAAACAAGGAUUAGAAUCCCGGGGGCCUGUUUCUAAACUAACAUUCAAGUUCUUCCUGGCUGUCCUUUGUUCUCUUAUUGGUGCUUUUUUGACGUUCCCUGGAUUGCGACUGGCUCAGAUGCAUCUGGAUGCCUUGAGUUUAGCGCCAAAAAAAAUCACUCAAACUCUGCUGCACAUAAAUUUCCUGUCACCCCUGCUUAUGGUCUUAUUGUGGGUUAAACCUAUUACGAAGGAUUAUAUAAUGACUCCACCGCUAGGAAAAGAAACUGUGCCUUUAAUGUCCGAAGCUACAUUUGAUACUCUAAGGCUGUGGAUUAUAAUUGUCUUGUGUGCAUUGCGGUUAGCCAUGAUGCGUAAUCAUCUCCAAGCCUAUCUUAAUUUAGCACAGAAAUGUGUGGAUCAAAUGAAAAAGGAAGUUGGCAGAAUAAGUACAGUUGAACUGCAGAAAAUGGUGGCCAGAGUGUUCUAUUACCUUUGUGUCAUCGCACUCCAAUAUGUGGCCCCUUUGGUUAUGCUGCUUCACAUGACUCUGCUGUUGAAAACUUUAGGAAAUUAUUCCUGGGGCAUUUAUCCGGAUUCUGCUUCAGAUUGUCUAGCAGAGAACAGCCCACUGAGCAAAUCAGUAAACUCUGAACCUUCAUCUGAUGAUGGAAAGAUGAAACUAACUGUGCUAGAGCUGACAAUGGCACUGGGUAGCCUGAAGAACAUUUUCACUCCACUCUUGUUCCGAGGGCUCUUGUCCUUUCUUACUUGGUGGAUUGCUGCCUGUCUUUUUUCCACAAGCCUUUUUGGGCUGUUCUAUCAUCAGUACUUGACAGCAGCAUGACCUGAUGAAGAUUUAAGACAGACAUUUAAAGCUAGGAAGUCUGUGUGCUUCGAAAGAGGCAGAAGAAAAUGGGAAGAAAUAAUACAGCAAAGACGAAAACAUAUCAGUUUUUUUUCUUGAAAAACUUGCUUGGAAUUCUCAGGCAAAUGUUGUUGGAAAUCACAAGGGAGUUUUAUAACUGGUUACCUUAAUUGGUAGGUAACUGCUGAAUUAUUAAUGUGGUUGGUGUUGGUGGGUUGCUUUGAAAUAUGUUCAAGAACUUUUGUUUUCAUUAGCUCCGUGUUGCCCUGAAAACACUUGUGUAUUCAGUCACUGAUUGGCUGAUCGUAGUGGUGUUAAGGUACUAGGCUGGUAAUAAUGGCAACGGCUUAGAAAAUGAACUUGUGUGACUGAGCCAUACAAAGGAGUGGGGAAAAUCAUCCUGUUGGGGGUGAAAAAUGUGACUGACUGUUCUUCUUAAGAGCAAAUGAAUCCAACAGGACAAAAGAAAUACUGUAUAUUACAGUAAAGAAAGCUGCGUGGGAUAGAAAUUAUUGUAAAUUAAAGUGCAUGGACUCAGCAGGUAUUCAUGCCAAAGGACUUAUUUACAUGUUACAGUUAAGGGUAUCCAAGUGCAAUAUUGUGUCACUUGAUAUGGAUGAAUGUUCAGGGGUGCAUAGUUACUGUAGAUUUUAAGAAUUUUUUCCCUCUGUUGAAGUGCACACAUACUUGAAAUAAACCCCUUUACCUGUUAGGGUAUUGCAAAGUAGUAAGUUCUGGAAAUUGUGCGAUAACUUACUCAUCUACUCCUCACUCCUGCACAUUCAUGCAUUAUAGUAUGCAAUAUUCUGCAGCUUCCUUUUCCUGAAGCAUUACACCCAUAAUGUAAUGUGUCUGGAAGUCUAAGAGAAGAAUUUUCAUAUUGUAAGAGUAAUAUUAUAAAAUCUGUUGUUUCAGUCUUAACACACUUUUUAAAGAUAAUAAAUGGCCAUAUAAAUCUUUUGGACAUUCGGUAUCGGUGCUAAUAUUUAUCCACAAAAUUCAUUUGUGUUCUAUUGUACCAGUAUCAAAUUCCAUUUCCCUUUCACCACAAUGACUUGGAUCAAUUUAUUGGUAUGGAUCAAAAUCUUUUAAAACUGACUUUACUGUACAUGUAUAUAUCAUCAUGUAAUAUAAGGGGCUUGAAGAAAGUUGACAUUUCCAUAUGAAGCCCCUGAAUGUAUGCUGCAUAGCAGCAGGAUGGGCAGGCUUUGAAUGAAGAGUUAGAAAAAUUAAUAAGGGCUAUCUGUCUUGGUGCUUUUGCAAAGAUACUUUAGUAUCUUAAAUGUUAAGUAGGCUGCCAUGGUGCAGAGUGGCUUUUACUGAAAGCAUUACCUAUUCCAGUGGGCCAUCUGUCCUGCCCUGUUCUUGGAGUCCCAUUAUAAAGGACACUACUGGGUAUUGGAAUGCUGGUGGUAAAACUUGUUUUGUGGUAGCCACUUCUUUGCUACAGUACAUCUUGUAGCAGCAGUAUGGACUGCCAGAGCAGUGGCAACCCAGGCUGCGCCGCAUGCAGACAGCUCAGAGUCCUGCAUUGGGCCCAUCUUCUAUACUUGUUGUUUUUUCAGUACAUUCUUCCUAUUGGAGAGUUCUUAAAGGAGAUGUGUAGGAACUGGUGCUCUUUUAGUUCAUAAAUGAUCUGGAGCCCUGGCUAACAAGAUCAUCAGAUUAUCCAGGAUGGCAAAGACUCAAACAGACUGCAUAGACUGGGGAUAUGCACUUUUAAAGAAUCAGAAAUUUUUGAAUUUGAAUUUCAGGAAAGCUUUCUGUACUGGUAUCAUUCAGGUUUCUAAUACAGUUUUGGAAUUCGAAUUUUGUUUUUUUUGGAAUUUUUCAGUUUUCAAGUCCAUUAUUUAUCAUCAGGGACUGUUUUUCAAAUGAAAUCAAAAUUACAGGGAAAGUAGUUCUGCCUGUCCACUGAACAUCUACCAUGCAAAUUGGAUCAAGGGGUCUAAUUCUACAGGCUCCUGAAGAAUGGUUUCCAACUUGUCUCCAUUGUUUCCUAUGGGGAAAAGAACUGUUUUGUCCAGGACAAAGAAUCGAAUAGGCAUACCACUUGCCAAAAACCUCUAAAUGCAAACAGAUCCAUCAAGCCCAGCAUAACCAAUAUUAAAUCAGUGAAACCAAGCCAAACCAUAUUAAGCAAGGGACAUUGUUGCAAGCCCCACCAAACCUGUAGAAUGGAAGAAAAAAAGGUCUUGGUGCCCUCAAAUGCCAGUCCUGAAUAUUCCUAAAUGUUUCUGGAAUUUUUCAGAACCUGAUUACCAGUAUUCCGAAAAUAUCUUGAUGUCAAUCUUGAUACCUGCAUAUAUCAGAAAAAUACUAAUAAAGUAUUUUGGAAUAUAUAUUUGGACUGGAAAUAUCCAAACACGCAACCCUAUCAGAGACCUCCAAAAAUAUCUAUCCAAGUUACAUGAAUGGGAAAAGUAUAGCAAAAUCAGCUUCAGUGUAAGAAGAAAAGGAAGUACCGUGUAAGUGACUAGAAUGAUGGACAGAAAAAUUCAUGCUUUGCUUAUGCACAACAAUGGUCAAAACUCGCUUUGGGAUUCCAGUGGAUAGCUCAGUGAAAUUUUAGAUGUUUAUAACCUACUUUUCUCCCUGGGUGGAGGCGUGACCCAAAGCAACUUAUGGCAAAGUUCUUACCUACGCUUUAUCUCAGAAUAACCCUAUGAGGUAGGUUAAGCUGAGGAUGUCUGUCUGAAGGUCACCUAUGGGAGAGUGGCAAUUUGAGCCUGGGUCUCCCAAAUCCUAGUUGUAACACUGUAUUUGAGAGGCUGGAGUGACAAGGAGAAUUCAAAGCUAGGUCUUAUCGGGGAAGGAGUUGAUAAUAAUAUUGCUAUUUUUUUUUAUAGUGCAGUUGCAUUUGGAAUACUGCAUACAGUUCUGGUUAACCCAUUUAAAAAGUAAUGUUAAAAGCUGGAGAAGGUGCAGAGAAAUACAACCAAAAUGCUGGAGCACCUUUCUUUGAGGAAAGGCCAUUGAAACAAUUAUGUGUGGUAGAAAGAAUGAAUAGAGAAUUUUCUUCCUUUCUCAUAAUACUAGAUUCAGGAAGAUAACUCUGUGAAAUUAGGCAGAAGAUUCAGGACAAUAUAUUUCUCAUGGUGCGUUACUAGAUGAGCUUCAUGCCAGUUUGGAUGGAUUUCAAAGGGGACUAGAGAAACUAAUGGAAGAUAACUUCAUCAAUUGCUUCUACUAUAAAUGAGUGCUGUCACCUUCAUAGUUUGAUUGUUGGCUUCACAUUAGCAUCUGGUCAGCUGGUGAGAAUCAGGUUUCUUGUCUAAAUGGACAUUUCAUCUGAUUCAGCAGGAAUUCCUUCUGAUUCAUAGGACUUCCUAUGAUCUAAGGCCCUCCCCUCCCUUUUUUUUUUUUUUAGUAUAUCACCCUUGCCCUCCUACAUAUGUUUUCACAUACAGCACAUUCAGGAACAUCCUAAGUAGCUUAUUGAAUCACAUCAAAGAUAUAUCUAGGCCAACCCAAUUUUCUGACAGUAGACAUCAAAAAAGCUGCAUUUUUUGAUCCAGGAAGUAGUUGAAAGCUUUGGCUGUCAACUGAUGGAUCAUAUGCAACUGGAUGUUCUACUCUAAAAUAGCUCAUGUGCAUGGUAUCACCGCUAUUUUUAAAAAAAAUAAAAUUAGGUUCUAAGAGAAGAGGGUAUGGUGGAAAAGGAGCAAAGGAUUUAAGAUACAGCCAAAUAUCAGAAUUGUGUCCUUUUAUAGGAAAAAAAUAGCUCCUGGUCUGAAAUGGUUACUGGCUUAGCUGACCAUACUGGAAAACUGCACUAUGUAAAUGGUGUUUGGUGGAAUUCCCUCUCCUGCUGCUGUAUGCUAGAAAAAAUGACUUUAAAGAUUGUGGUUCCUACCUUAGUUAUUCUGCAACUCUUGCUGUAAGUCACAGCCACAUAACUGAACAGAUUUUUUUAGUAAUAAGUUAUCCAAAGCGUUUAAUUCAUAAACGAAAUAUUUCUAUUGUGCCUGGUUAGUUUCAGCAUUUCUGGACAGACUUACUCCUUGUGUGUUGUGUGUGAAGAGAAAUGCAUUUGGCCUUGCAAUUAUCCUUUUAACUAUACAAAGGACAGCGAUAUAUUGAGUGACAGUGAUCACAUUGUUUCUUCAAGGAAAGCUUGGAAUGAAUACAAUUAGUCUGAAGCCCAAUCUAAAAUCAAAACCUAAUAGCUGGUGGAUUAAUUGCAAGUAGCUUUAACUAUAUCUGGACUUCAGUUUAUCUCAAAUUUCAUCUUGGUAUUCAGACUUCUUUGAGUUCUUUCCAGCAAUGACUGUUCUUUCAUGAAACAGUAUUGUCCAAUCAGCUGUGGUUCUGAUUUGACAAGGAGAAACAGCUUUUCCUGCAAUUAUGAAUAUUUGCGGAAACAGAGUUCAGCUAUUUCUUCACCUUGAAGCUCUCCUGCUCCAAAGUUUUUUUCCCCUUCAUUCACUUUCAGUGGUAGGGGAACUGCAUGUGUUGAUGUAAUGUAUCUACCUCCAUUUCCAUUGAAAUGAAUGGGAAAACCUGCUUGCAUAGGAUUUCCACAUGUUGACUGGAACAUAUCCAGGGCUCUUCCCUGCUUUUUCCCUUGCUAUAUAAAAUCUGUACUGCUAAAAAAAAAUAUUGUCAAGAAGGGGCUACAACUUGCAUAUAUGAGUCCAUAUAAGCAGAAUGCUAGAAAAGUAACAUGUUGAAUAGUUUGGAAUCUUAAAGCUACUGGGAUCUCACCCAGUGUGUUUUUGGAUGCAUAGCCUUUAUUUAAUUAUAUCUAAUGUCUGUUAACUUAUGACUGUGCAUUAUGAUAUGAAAAGUGAGCAAAUUGUUAGUGCCUGUGAGAAAAAAAAUUCACAGCUGUUCAUCUGUUCUGUGAAAAGCCUCAUUUGCUGAAUUGUGGCUUGUUGCUCAGUUACUAAAGACAAGGAACUCUGCCAAGGAGAAAAAGAUUAAUCUACAGAAUUAAUCUCAAAUUUCAUCAUACAACAUUUGACUUUGGAAAUAACUGAACUUGCAAACCUAAAUUGAGUGUUUUCAUAACUAGAAACUGAUGUCUUUAAAAUUGCUCUAUUUGCAAUUUUUGUCAAAUCAAAUCCUACAGAAGAUACACCUUUAAAGCAUUGAACAUCCUUGACAACUUUAUGAUAUUUUAAAGUGGUAAAUCCUGAGGACUGAAAAUCAGAACACUUUUAGUAAUCAGCUUUUAAAGUAGGUUUUUUAAUUUGUGUAAUCUCAGUUUAACUGUACAAAUGCAGAUAAAGCUAAAGGUAGCUUUCAAGAGUGUUGUUUCUCUGACUCCGCCGGUGCAACCACAUGCUCUUGAUGGGCAAGGUCACCCAACUGGCUUCAAGCAGAGGUGUGGGGAAUCAAACCUGGUUCUCCAGAUUAGAGUCCUGCACUCUUAACCACUACACAAAACUGCCUCAUAAAAGAUCCUCUGACCCUCAUGCAUGAAAAUAAUUUUGUGGUCAUUUAUGAGAAUGUUGGUUUGUAUUUAUAAUCAUUCAAUAUAUCUGCAAGCACAACUUUAAUUGAAUGGUUUCAUGGAGUUGGAUCCAAAGCAGGGUCUUCCUCCCCGCCCCCUCCCCUUCGGAGCUUGGCUCCAAAGGAUCUCCCUUUUGAGUGAAUGGCACGUGUAUGAGGGACAAAAUCAUCCAAUAACAAAAUGUGAAAUCCAUUUUGACACUUCCUACAUUUUUUUCAUGCAUUAAUAUGCCAAGAUAAGGCUGGUUCAAAAUUGAUUUUUAUUUUUUUAAAUUUUAAUACAAUAAUUGAGAAUAUUUCAUUAGAGCAAAACAGGCCAGCAAGUAAACAAAGUAAUGCAGCAGCCAUGAGUACAGUUUCCCACUCAACAUGCCAGUUCACGUUGCGUGGUUGGCUCUGUCCAUGUAUAAGUUGUUAACCAGAUGCCACCUCCAGUAUUCCUGUGUGCUCUUGAAUGAGGCUUAUGUUGGUUACAUGAACUGGCCCCACGUAGUGAAUUUGCAUGGGUCUGGCAAUCCCAUCAAAACUAGUAGGAGGGGUGCACGAAACAAAUAGCUGCUCUGCAUUUGGAAAAUGCUUGCAUUGAUUGAUUCCAAGACAGCUGUGCUUAUUCAAAUGCUCCUUUUAAAAUGUGCAGCUACAUUUGGCUUCAAAUACUCCCCUCAAUAAAUGCUUAUUAACCUAAAAUGCUUUGCUUAUUCUCUUGAAUCAAUAAGCCCCAUUAUAGUUUUCUUUACCUCACCGUUAGAUGUAAAAACUUUUUGGUGCAAAACCUCCUUCCAGCAGUUGUACAGUGAGAUCCAGUGACAAGUUCCUACAUUUGCAUAGCUCACCACAUAGAAUAGUCUCUUCUAAGUUUGAAUUUAAAUGGCUGUCGUGACUGUUCCUGCAGAUAGAUUGAUCCCUGUUACUUGAAAGGGGAAAAGAAUAUCCAAGGCAAACAGGCAUUUGCUGUGCCAGGUGUCCUUUCAUUUGUGAUGCUUUCAGGCAGGUGAGUGCCAACAGCUUCCUACACACACUUUGGCAGCAGAGUCACUUUCUUGUGAAACUGGGCAUGAGUUUCCCAGUGCAAAUAUAAGUUUUAUCUCAAACGAGAGCAUCAGUUGGCUUUUAAUUCACAAGUUUAAACAAUAUCGUGGGCUAUGAACAUGUAUGCUAGAAAAAACUUAAACAAGCUGGUCACCUGCUUUAACCGCGGCCUUAAAUCCUCAAUGCAGGUACUAGAAGCAAGCUUCAAGUACUAUCUCUUGAGACUUUUUUGCUAGUGUUCUUUUCAAACAUGGGAAAGAUGUAGUUCUUCAAGGGAACAUGUAACUCUUCUGUAUUCUGUAAUCUGAGCAUGUUCUGCUUUUAACUCAUUGCCUGACACAAUUUUGUAUAGUAACACAGUGUGCAAAACAAAUGACAAAUAGGUCUUUUGAGUCCUUGAGAAAGGGUAGGCUAUACAUCCAAAUGAAUAACAAGCAAAUAGGAAUUUGCAAAGAGGCUGCAGUGUGAGAGACCCUUUUCUAUAACCUACAAAUUUUUACACCAUGUGUAAAAGAACCAUAUUGCUUAUUGCUUUUAUUCGCCAGCACAAAAAUAUAGCAAUAUAUUAAUCUACUUUAUAUUUUUGCAUGUCAGGCAGCACUUUAGUAAUAAUGGUGGGAAAGGAUAAGAGGUAGUUGUAACAAGGCUUGUAAACUGCUCAGUGCUUGGCAAGUGCUAUAGAAAUUAUAAUAUCCCAUUCAGUGUAUUGAUGCCAACUUAGAAAUACAGUGACUCAAGAUCUGCUUUUUAAUAUAAUUUUUCUGUGUUCUGGAAGAAGCUAGAUUCUUCAGUCUUUACUUAAAAUGGGUUACUAGAAUGGUAAUUUCUGCUGUGUGUAGUAAUAAUUGCAUCAACAAGUUGGCUGCUACAAAGCUUCACAUGGCUGGAAGCCAUAGCAAUGGUGUUAGAAUUUGCCAGGCAAUAGGAAGUGCGUAGUGUUUGUAACUUUAUGUGCUCUGUAACUUGUCAAUUUAACUUGUCUGUUUGUUAGCUCACCUAACACAGGAUUGUGACAGUUUUGUGUUCUAAUUUGGUUGCCUGGGUCAGAAAUAAGGCAAUUUUAUUCAAACCAAAGAUCAAUAAAUGUGUUGUGGUUGAUUUGUGUGUGUACUUGUAGACAUCAUAAAGUUGACCAGUAUGUUAUAAAUGUAUCCAAUUUGACCUGACUGGUUUCGAAAGGCCCUUUAGAUAUUUCAAUUGCAUUAUGAAAAUCUUAAUUGCCUGCCAAGAAAAUUCAAAUCAUUUGCACAAAACAAUAAAAAUUAUUUUUGCAAGUUU
Molecule: messenger RNA, 9685 nt
Organism: Eublepharis macularius
Lineage: Eukaryota; Metazoa; Chordata; Lepidosauria; Squamata; Eublepharidae
Gene: TMEM161B
Product: transmembrane protein 161B
Exons: 8
Coding region: 803-1900 (365 amino acids)
Source: RefSeq, a predicted model, not a curated record